Passer domesticus (house sparrow) is the source of this 1315-nucleotide messenger RNA. RefSeq names its product ceramide synthase 1 (gene CERS1). The transcript is spliced from 7 exons. Gene Ontology annotation, molecular function: sphingosine N-acyltransferase activity. The record is from RefSeq and is a predicted model, not a curated record. The coding region runs from base 164 to 1219 and encodes 351 amino acids. Gene Ontology annotation, biological process: ceramide biosynthetic process. Lineage: Eukaryota; Metazoa; Chordata; Aves; Passeriformes; Passeridae. Gene Ontology annotation, cellular component: membrane.
GCGCUCCUUGCCCUGCGCUGCCCGCGCCCCCUCCGGGAGCCCCGGCCGGGCCGAGGGGGCCGGGCCGUACCAGGGGGCGGCCCCAGCCCGGUACCGGCGCGGGGGGAGCCCGGUGCCCGCCCCGCCGGAGCCUGCGCGGGGCCGCGGCCGUGGCAGCUCCGCGAUGCCGCCUCCUCCGGAGCCCAUGCCCGGCUACGGGGAGCUGCUCCGCCGCGGCUACGGCAGCCUGGCCGCGGCCGCGCGGAGCUGCGGGGACUGCGGCUGGGAGCUGGCGCUGCGCACCUGGGCCGAGAACGCGCACCUGGGCUGGGCGGAGGUGCUGCUGUGCGGGCUCUGCGCGCUGGGCUGGACCGCGCUGCGCCGCGCCUGCUCCCGCCGCCUCUUUCGGCCCUUCGGGGAGUGGUGCCAGCUGCAGCCCAAGGAUGCUGCCAAGAUGCCCGAGAGUGCCUGGAAGUUGCUUUUCUACUCCGUGUCGUGGUCCUACGGCGCCUACCUGCUCUUCUGCACCGACUACCCCUUCUUCCACGACCCCCCCUCCGUCUUCUACGGCUGGCAGCGGGGCAUGGCGGUGCCCGGGGACAUCGCGGUGGCGUACCUGCUGCAGGGCAGCUUCUACGGGCACUCGCUCUACGCCACGGCCUACAUGGACACGUGGCGCAAGGACUCGCUGGUGAUGCUGCUGCACCACCUGGUCACCCUCACCCUGCUGGCCUCGUCCUACGCCUUCAGGUACCACAACGUGGGCGUGCUGGUGCUGUUCCUGCACGAUGUCAACGACGUGCAGCUGGAGUUCACCAAGCUCAACGUGUACUUCAAGCACCGCGGCGGGGUCUACCACCGCCUCAACGACGUGGUCUCCAACAUCGGCUGCCUGGCCUUCAGCGUCAGCUGGUUCUGGUUCCGUCUCUACUGGUUCCCCCUGAAGGUGCUCUACGCCACCUGCCACUCCAGCCUGCAGUCCGUCCCCAACAUCCCCUUCUACUUCUUCUUCAACGCCCUGCUGCUCGUGCUCACCCUGAUGAACAUCUACUGGUUCCUGUACAUCGUGCUGUUCGUGGCCAAGGUGCUGCUGGGGCAGAUGCAGGAGGUGAACGAUGUCCGUGAGUACGACGUGGAGGAGAGCAGGAAACCCGGGAAGGAGGCUGGGAUCCAGCUGCCCCAGGCUCUGAAGGAAGGGCUGCACCUCAAGAACGGCCUCGUGAAGGACAAGAGGUUGUGAGGGCGGCGUGGCCACGGCUGCCAGGGCCUGGCACUGCCAGGACCCUGCUGGGGAGCCUGCCAAGGACAGCCCCACGGAGAACUUCACCCCUGCCCC